CUCUGACAAGGCUACUGUAUUUCAGUAUCUCUCUCUUCCGCUCUACCAGGCUUUCGUCCUUCUUCCCACCUUCACAAGUACCGUUCUAGUAAUAUUCAAACAUGUCGGCUGUCCGGGGUCAGACAGCUCUCGCCCUCACAAGAACUUGGCAUCAUGUUUCCGCUAGAGAUCGUGUGCUCGGAACGAUGGCAAGUCGGAUAGCUUGGGUUUUAAUGGGUAAACAUAAACCCACAUAUGAUCCUUCUGUUGACGCUGGUGAUUACGUGAUAGUAUCUGAUGCGUUAAGCGUGAGAUUGACAGGUAAAAAAGGAGAUGAAAAGAUUUAUCGUCAUCAUUCAGGAUUCAUGGGUGGAUUAAAAGAAGUUCCAAUCACUCGAAUAAGAGAUAGAUAUCCAGAGGAGAUUAUUCGUCGUGCUGUUUCUGGAAUGUUACCUAAAAAUACAUUCCGAAAAACUCGAUUGGAAAGAUUAAAAGUAUUUUCAGAAGAAGCACCUGAAGUUUACAUGAACAACAUCAUGAAAACUUAUACUACUACUCCAUCUUCUUUAUCUUCCACAUCUUCAAACGAAUCAUCACUUUGAAAUAUUCUAUCAUAGUCAUAUGCAUGGACACGGACACGGACCGUCAAAUGG
Tremella mesenterica DSM 1558 is the source of this 632-nucleotide messenger RNA. RefSeq lists its product as uncharacterized. Bases 102 to 581 code for a protein of 159 amino acids. The transcript has 4 exons. The record is from RefSeq and is a predicted model, not a curated record. Gene Ontology annotation, molecular function: mRNA binding; structural constituent of ribosome. NCBI's taxonomy places the organism in Eukaryota, Fungi, Basidiomycota, Tremellomycetes, Tremellales, Tremellaceae. Gene Ontology annotation, biological process: translation; negative regulation of translation. Gene Ontology annotation, cellular component: mitochondrial large ribosomal subunit; ribosome.